AUGGCCAUCAUUGACGACCCACGCUACCGCAUGUUUAGCAACCAAGGGGUCUGCACCCUGGAGAUCCGGAAACCCAGCCCCUACGAUGGGGGCAUGUACUCCUGCAAGGCCAUUAAUGACCUGGGUGAUGCACUGGUGGAGUGCAAGCUGGAGGUUAAAGGUCAGUUUGGGCUUUGGGGGUACCUGGUAACCUGUGGUGUAGGUUAUUCACCUGUGUGCAGUAUUAGGUGUCUAGACUAUUGGUGAUGUAGAUCAGUACAUAGUUUGUUUCAGUGAGUACUACCACCAAGGGCCCGUCCGUAUCAGCUCUGGACCUGUAAGUAUCCGUUGUACAUAUAUCGUAUAUGAUAUAUGCUUAUACAAUAUCCAGGGGGUUGUCAUUACAUCACCCCUGCUACUCCAAUGAGGAACAACGUAUUAUAUCAUGUAGAUUAAAUCAAUCUAUGCAUUUCCUUUUCAUUUUAGACCAUUUUGAACAUGUUCAUUCCAGUCACAGGUGUUCAUACAAGACUUCAGUAAUGUCACUUGUAUUCAGCCGAAUCCUGUACAUCCGACUACCACUGUUAUAUUUUAAUUUCCUACAACAACUUCAAAUUCACCACGUCAAAUGUAGCAUGCUUCACCAAUACAGCAUGUUCCAAUUCUUCCUAAGGCGUCAUCACACACCAACACCUCACAACUCAAACACACAUCAAUACAUAUUGUUCUAGAUGUAGUUCCCUUGUUAGAUUAAAAAUAACUAGUGGCUCCAUGUUUAAAUGUUUCCCCUCAACAGAUGGUGAUGUUCCUUCAAAUACGUGUUUAACUCCUCAUCUAAAAUGAGUUCAAUAACUGACCAGUAUUCCCUGGAGCACACAUAACUCCCCCAUGUAAACAUUUGGAUAACCCCUCUUCUCUUCUCUCCCCCCCAGUCCCCACUCAGGAAUAGUGAAUGUAUGUUCUCAUCCAAGGUAAGCUUUCAUAUGGUUUUGGCAUAUGAAGCUUAUAUCAUUCAUUCUGCAUCUGUCAAAUGCCAAUAAUACAGCUUUUCUCAGCAGUACUAGGUAGUCUAUUUAAGUUCGCACCACCCGUCUGAAAGAGGACCAAGGAAAGGAACGCAAGAGUUCAGGGCUUGCCUGCUUUAGUCAAAAUGGAUGUGUGAUAUGUACAGUAACAUAAUAGAUUGUUGUGUAUCUGGCUCUAGACACUGUAUGGGCAGUGUUCAUUGGAGCCAGUUACUUUCCAAUAACACUCUAGGGUUGCUGUCUAGGGUGGCUGUCUAAAGUCAAGUGUACCCCUAACAUUUCAGAAGUAUAUUUUAACGGUUGGUGUGACGUGACUGCUUGUAUGACAUGUGUUUCCCUGGUAACCGUGCCUGUUCCUCAUCUAACAUAUGCCACACACAAAAGGUGAGUAACCUUCAAAGUGGUGCAAAUGGUCUGAUCUUGACAUCAGAGUAAAUACCAACAUCUGCAGAGGAUGGCUCUUUGUUAAAGGUUAAAGGUUGACAUUAUGCUUACAUUCUUUUCCAGACGUCGUUACUCCAGGAUCGUGUCCUGUACAUACGUGUUAUGAUAUUUACUGAGGUGAUAAGAUACAAUUCAUCCAUAGAUCACCUUCUCCUGAUUAAUAAAUAGAUUAUAUAUCUAUAGUAGGCCUAUAUUUGACACACUAGGGUUAUUAUCAUUUGUGUAAAUGCACCAUCUAUUAUGUACUAGAGAAGGCAAAAUCCAGUAAAUGUUCCUGAUAUUUGAGCUUCUUAGUGAAUGGCCAUGUCAUGGCUCCUAUAGCUCUGCCUAUGUAAGCCUGAGCAGAUCUAGAUUUACUCACAGACUCAAAAGUGACAUGUCUUGCACCUUCCCUUUACUGACGCUAUCUCUAUUUUCUCUCCUCUCACUGCUGUCCACUUUGGUAUCUCUUCUUUUUUUACUGUAUGGUGUCUCUCUUCUGUUUCUUUGUUGCAGACUCACCCUCUUUUCACUGUUGCAGUGUCUGUUUCAAUGUUGCACACUGACCCUCUGCUAUUGCUGUUGGACUCCUAUGAUCUUCUCUCUGUUAAAGAUUGAUAGUCUUCUCUCUCUCUCUCUCUCUUUCACUUUCUCUCUAUCCCUCCUAACAACACAUUGAGUGUCUCUCCUUUCUCCCCCAGGGGGCUUUACCUUCUCUGAGCUCAUGCAGCGUGGAGUGCCUUUACACCUGAUUGAUAAGUACAUGAACGAGACCAAGGCCGUGGUGCAGCCAGAGAAGUAG
This is a messenger RNA of Coregonus sp. 'balchen', 2229 nucleotides long. NCBI's taxonomy places the organism in Eukaryota, Metazoa, Chordata, Actinopteri, Salmoniformes, Salmonidae. The record is from the annotation of a GenBank genome assembly.